AUGUCGACGGACGAGGUGCUCUCGCUGUUCGAGAAGCACGACGAGCAGUGGGCGAUCGUGCGCUCAGCGCCCAAGCUUCGAUGGGACACCUUCCCGUGGCCAAUCUUCAAGCGCGCGCGUACGCCGGAGGACAUCACGACGAAUGCCGUUGGGGCGUACGUGCUGAGCCCGUUGCACCCGCGCGACCGGGAGAAGAGCAACAAGGACCGGAUCAAGGACCACAUCAAGCGUUGGCAUCCUGACCGGUUCGAAACGCAGCUCCUGCCUAAGGUCAACGAGGAGGAGCAAGAGAAGGUCAAGGAGGGCGCGGGGAGCGUGGCGAGAGCUCUGAGCGAUCUAUUGACGAGGCAGAACUCGUCGUCAAGAGAUUGGAUGGAUUAA
Molecule: messenger RNA, 381 nt
Organism: Punctularia strigosozonata HHB-11173 SS5
Lineage: Eukaryota; Fungi; Basidiomycota; Agaricomycetes; Corticiales; Punctulariaceae
Exons: 1
Coding region: 1-381 (126 amino acids)
Source: RefSeq, a predicted model, not a curated record